Messenger RNA from Miscanthus lutarioriparius, 1173 nucleotides. NCBI's taxonomy places the organism in Eukaryota, Viridiplantae, Streptophyta, Magnoliopsida, Poales, Poaceae. The record is from the annotation of a GenBank genome assembly.
AUGGCGCUCCUCCUCCUCCUCUUCGUCCUGCUCCGCUUCACCACCGGCGCGGGCGCGGGCGCCGAACCGCCUCGCUCCCCGGCCACCGCGCUCUUCGUCCUGGGCGACUCCACGGUCGGCUGCGCGGCGACGGCGAGCAGCAUUCUGCCGCUGAACCUGACCACCACCGCCGCGCUGCCGUCCUCGCUCUCCGGCGGCCCGUGCCUCUUCUUCCCCGCGGCACGGCGCCGCAUCCCGGACCUCCUCGCGGCCAGGAUGGGCCUCCCUUCGCCGCCACCGAUCUCCGCGCUCAACGGCACCGCGUCCGAAGCCGCGCGGGGCGUCAACUUCGGCGGCGGCGGCGGGCAGCUGUUCUACUACGGCGGCGGCGAGCGCGGGUCACCGUUUUCGUCGGUGUUCCGCAUGGGCGCCGUUGGGCAGCAGGUCCGCCUCGCCUCCGAGACGCUGCAGCUUCUGCAGCUCGAGGCCGCCGCGCCGGGGGAGUGGGAGUCCUCCGCGGUGUUCGUCCUGUCCUUCGGCGCCGACGCCUACGCGCGCCUGCUCGCGCGCGGGCCCGCCGAGGCCGACGCCGCCGCGCCCAAGCACGGCCGCCGCGGGUUCGCCCGCCUCCUCGCCGACCGCGUCGCGCGCGCCGUCUCGGAGCUGUACGAGGCCGGCGUGCGGAGGGUGGCGGUGAUGGGGGUGCCGCCGCUGGGGUGCGCGCCGCGCGUCAUGUGGGAGCGGAUCCCCACCCGCGAUGGCGGCUGCGUGGAGGAGGCGAACGGGCUGAUCGAAGCGUACAACGCCAAGCUCGCGGCGAGGCUGGACGACCUGCGGCCGCAGCUGGCCGGCGCCGACAUUGUGUUUUGCGACGUGUACAAGGGGAUGAUGGAGAUCAUCUCCAAUCCCAGCACGUACGGAUUGGAGGAGACGAUGGAGGCGUGCUGCGGGCUGGGCCCCUUGAGGGCGACGGUGGGGUGCGUCAGCAAGGAGAUGGCGUGCGCCACGCCGGAGCGCCACGUGUGGUGGGACCUCUACAGCCCCACGGAGGCCGCCGACGCCCUCGUCGCCAACUGGUCCUGGACGUCGUCGUCGGACUCCGGCGCCGCCGGCGCCGCGGGCGCCACGAGCAUCUGCGGCCCCAUCUCUCUGCAGCAGCUGGCUGGCCGGUCGCCGCCGCCGGCGGAGGUGUAG